AUGUAUUUACGGAUAAUCUCUGCUCGAUUUUUAUCUCAUGUUCUUCAUGUUCUUGCUAUUGGACUCUGUUUCUGGAGUUGGGAACGUAAUGCUUACGCUUGCAGAGAUGAUGGAUCAUUUAUUUCUUAUCGAAAUCAAUUAUAUGUUGCACAUUCUUUAGCAAUCGCUUUUUGUGUAUUUGAACUGAUACCAUUAAUUCUUGGUAUAACAUCAAUAACUUUUUCUCGUUCAUUUCUUGCGAUAAUACUUCAUUUAUCGGCAGCGAUUGGUCUCGCCUUUUUUCUUCUUCAACAUCAAUGUGCUCUACGUAUUUGGCCAAUAUUUGCUAUAUGUAGUUGUGUACCAUUUAUGAUUGAAUGUACAGCUGCGAUUUAUAAAACUAUUCGUCAACGUUUAUAA
This is a messenger RNA of Adineta steineri, 399 nucleotides long. Lineage: Eukaryota; Metazoa; Rotifera; Eurotatoria; Adinetida; Adinetidae. The record is from the annotation of a GenBank genome assembly.